GCUUGCGUGAUGACGAGAAAGGCUGCGUUGGGAGCGUGCGUGCGGCCCAGGGGCGUGACUAACCGUCGCCUGGCUUCGCACUUCAACUGGCGUUGGUGGCUAGUUCACCUGUCACUCUGUUGUCCUUAAAAGCGCUUUCGGGCCAUUUGUAUCGCGUGGCAUCAAAGCGUUUGUUCUCAGAAUGUCAAGUGUCAAGGAGCAGCUUAUUGAGAAUCUAACCGAGGAAGAUAAGGUGUCCCACUCUAAGAUCACCAUUGUCGGAGCUGGCGCCGUUGGCAUGGCCUGUGCUAUCAGCAUCUUACUGAAGGAUCUGGCUGAUGAACUUGCCCUCGUUGAUGUCGCCACAGACAAAUUGAAGGGGGAAAUGAUGGAUCUUCAGCAUGGCAGUCUCUUCUUUAGUACUUCAAAGAUUACCUCUGGAAAAGAUUACAGCAUAUCUGCAAAUUCUAAAUUAGUUAUUGUCACAGCUGGGGCAAGGCAGCAGGAAGGAGAAAGUCGCCUUGCCCUGGUCCAGCGUAAUGUGAAUAUCAUGAAAUCAAUCAUUCCUACCAUAGUUCAUUACAGUCCUGAAUGUAAAAUGCUUAUUGUUUCAAAUCCAGUGGAUAUUUUGACAUAUGUGGUCUGGAAGUUAAGUGGCCUACCUGUGACUCGAGUAAUUGGAAGUGGUUGUAAUCUCGAUUCUGCCCGUUUUCGUUAUCUAAUUGGAGAGAAGUUGGGUGUUCACGCCACAAGCUGUCAUGGUUGGAUUAUUGGAGAACAUGGGGAUUCUAGUGUGCCUUUAUGGAGUGGAGUGAAUGUUGCUGGUGUUGCUCUCAAGAGUUUGGACCCUAAAUUAGGAACUGAUUCAGACAAGGAACAGUGGAAAAAUAUCCACAAACAAGUUGUUGAGAGUGCCUAUGAGAUUAUCAAGCUGAAGGGGUAUACGUCUUGGGCUAUUGGACUGUCUGUGACAGAUCUGGCAGGAUCAAUUUUAAAAAAUCUUAGGAGAGUGCAUCCAGUUUCCACUAUGGUCAAGGGCUUAUAUGGAAUAAAAGAAGAAAUCUUUCUCAGUGUCCCUUGUGUCUUGGGGCGGAAUGGUGUCUCAGAUAUUGUGAAAGUUAACUUGAAUUCAGAGGAGGAGGCCCUUUUCAAGAAGAGUGCAAAUACACUUUGGAAUGUCCAAAAGGAUCUGGUAUUUUAAAGCCUUUUGAUGUUUUAUUGUUUUACAGAACAGAAGAGAACAGACUGUAUUUUACAUUUUAAAAGUAUUUUUAUCUGAUCUGUACAAAAUUAAAAAGAAAUCGGAGACCCAUGCUAUAACUUCAGUCAUUUGAGGUUAGAAGGAGAACAUUUUUGGUAAAGAGAUUUCUUUAUGCAUUCCUUACCUCUCUGUUCUAAUGAUACCUGGUCUGUUAAGUUGGACUUUUGAAGUAUGUCAUAUACAUAAGCGUUGCCUUCAGCUUUAUUAGAAUAUAAAUAACAACCCAUUAUAAUAUAGGACUUCUGAUUCUUCCCACAAACAAGUGCCUUUUCUAGUGAAAUUGUAUCUUGUGCCUUCUUUUACUAGGGCACCAGCAUAUUCACUUUAUAUUGCUACAUUAAGUUCACGUGU
Messenger RNA from Tupaia belangeri chinensis (Chinese tree shrew), 1591 nucleotides. RefSeq names its product L-lactate dehydrogenase C chain. Gene Ontology annotation, biological process: lactate metabolic process; pyruvate metabolic process. Gene Ontology annotation, molecular function: L-lactate dehydrogenase (NAD+) activity. Bases 182 to 1180 code for a protein of 332 amino acids. Lineage: Eukaryota; Metazoa; Chordata; Mammalia; Scandentia; Tupaiidae. The transcript has 8 exons. Gene Ontology annotation, cellular component: cytoplasm. The record is from RefSeq and is a predicted model, not a curated record.